ACCACAAGGGCCAAAACAAUAAUUUACUCGUGGAAAAGUGAAAUCACAGUAACCCGUCGGUUAUCAACUUUACUGUAAAUGGCACUUCCAUACUCUCAUAACAAUAUCAUACCAUCUUCUCCAACAAAUCGUCCAACAAUUAAUCAGUUUCACCCGUCGUAAAUGAAAUGUAAUCACUCCGAUUAAACCCUAGAAUUCCUCAAUCCAAUCGUCACAAACCACAAAAUCCAAACUCAUCGAUGAUCAUCACCAUUCUUCGUGCAUGCCACAAAUCUCAUCUCAACAAUGUCAUGGGGAUUAGGUUGGAAGAGGUUAUCAGAUAUGUUCCAUCUAUCAUUGCAUUACGGUACAGAAGAUCCGUUAGACGAUCAAACGUCUUCCGGAUCACCGUCAAAAGAGAAUUCUAAUGAUCAUGAGUUAGGGUUUCGAAUUGAUCUGGAUUGGAGUGCGAGAGAUGACGAUGUGCAGGUGGCGUUGAGGCUGCAAUCUCAGGUUACGGUUGCGUUACCCUUGCCGCAAGAUACGGUGGUGAUUAGGCUGUGUGCAUGUGGUGAUUAUGGGGAUGGGGAUGGGAAGUUGGUGUGUUUGGGGAUGGAGGUUGUGAAGCAGAGGGAUCCGCUUAGGGUGGUGGUGAUGUCGCGGAUAGGCGGGUCUGGACAACAGUAUGAUGGGAUGGGGGUGCUGACUAAGUUGUUGAAGUCGGAUUUUGCUGGUGAGUUUGGUGGUUUGGGUAUGGGUCAUGGUGGUGGGGUGGGGGUGGGGGUGGGUAGAUUGUGCGCUGAUCAUUGGAUGAAUGUUAGUGUUCUUAGCGUCUGUCGUUGCGGAUUGUCUAUGCUUCCGGUAGAGUUGACUAAACUGCCACUUCUUGAGAAGCUAUAUCUUGAUAACAAUAAGCUGUUAAAUUUGCCCCCUGAAGUUGGUGAUUUGAAAAAACUUAAAGUACUCACAGUUGACUACAACUUAUUGGUUACUGUACCAGUUGAACUCAGGCAGUGUGUUGGACUCGUGGAGUUAUCACUUGAACACAAUAAGCUAGUCCGUCCUCUUCUUGAUUUCAGGGCCAUGGCUGAGUUACGUGUUCUAAGGCUAUUUGGUAAUCCGCUUGAAUUUCUUCCUGAAAUUUUGUCUUUGCACCAACUCCGCCAUCUUUCUGUUGCAAACAUUCGGAUUGUUGCAGAUGACUAUCUAAGAUCUGUGAAUGUGCAGAUAGAGGUGUUGAAUAACUCUUACUUUGUUGCUUCACGACACAAGCUGAGUGCAUUCUUUGCUCUAAUAUUUCGCUAUUCAUCAUGCCACCAUCCUUUGCUUGCAUCUGCCCUUGCAAAGAUAGCUCAAGAUGAAGGAAACCGUGUCGUUAUUGGUAAAGAUGAAAAUGCAAUACGGCAACUCAUAAGUAUGAUUAGUAGUGAAAAUCAUCAUGUGGUUGAGCAGGCUUGUUCUGCACUUACUUCUCUUGCCUCAGAUGUAUCUGUGUCACUUCAGUUGAUGAAAUGUGACAUCAUGCAACCCAUUCAAAGAGUUUUGAAAUGUAAUGGCCCUCAAGAACUGAAAUCUGUCUUGCAAGUCGUCGCAAAGUUGGGGUUCGUUUCUGACAAAGUGGCCCAAAAGAUGAUGAAUAAGGACGUCAUAAGAUCAUUAAAGUUGUUAUGUGUACAUAAAGAACCAGAGGUUCAAAGGUCUGCGUUACUAGCUAUUGGGAACUUAGCCUUUUGUUCAGAAAACCGGCGGAUUCUUGUUGCUUCUGAAAGUUUGAGGGAUCUUCUUUUGCAACGUACAGUUACAUCUGAGCUACGUGUGAGGAAAGCUGCAGCUCGUGCUCUAGCUAUACUAGGUGAGAAUGAGAGUCUGAGGCGUUCUAUAAAAGGAAGACAGGUGGCAAAGCAAGGACUGAGGAUACUUACGAUGGAUGGAGGUGGGAUGAAAGGUCUUGCUACUGUACAAAUUCUUAAGGAAAUUGAGAAGGGUACCGGUAAACAGAUACAUGAGAUGUUUGAUCUUAUAUGUGGCACGUCAACCGGAGGCUUGCUUGCUGUUGCUCUUGGAAUUAAACUCAUGUCGUUGGAAAAGUGUGAAGAUAUAUACAAAAGUCUAGGAAAACUUGUGUUUGCGGAACACGUUCCGAAGGAUAACGAAGCGGCAACUUGGAGAGAGAAGUUCGAUCAGCUUUACAAAAGUUCAUCACAAAGUUUUAGAGUCGUUGUGCAUGGAUCUAAACACAGCGCUGAUGAGUUUGAGAGAUUGUUAAAAGAGAUAUGCGCCGAAGAGGAUGGGGAUCUCUUAAUAGACUCAGCAGUAAAAGGGAUCCCAAAAGUUAUUGUGGUAUCAACUUUAGUCAAUAUGGCACCAGCUCAGCCGUUUAUAUUUCGUAAUUAUCAGUACCCUGCUGGCACAAUAGAAGCUCCUUUGACAAUCUCAGCCAACAAUGAGUCAGUUACAUCAACCUACGGUGCUCAAAUUGGAUAUAAACAUGGUACUCACAUGGGAAGUUGUAGACAUCAUAUAUGGCAAGCUAUACGAGCAUCGUCUGCAGCUCCGUAUUAUCUUGAUGAUUACUCUGAUGGUGUAUUCCGUUGGCAAGAUGGUGCUAUUGUUGCAAAUAAUCCUACUAUAUUUGCUAUACGAGAAGCACAACUUCUAUGGCCAGACGCAAAAAUUGAUACCUUAGUUUCAAUUGGUUGUUGUACUGUUCCAACAAAGGUUCGAAAAGGCGGGUGGCGUUAUUUGGAUACUGGUCAAGUAUUGGUUGAAAGUGCAUGCUCAGUCGACCGCAUAGACGAUAUGUUAAGCACAUUGCUUUCAAUGAUUCCCGAUAUUCAGUAUUUUCGGUUCAAUCCAGUUGACGAACGCUGUGAUAUGGAGUUGGAUGAGACUGAUCCCACAGUAUGGCUUAAGUUGGAGGCAGCCACUAAUGAUUAUAUCAAGAACAAUUCUUCGGCUUUUGAAAAUGUGUGUGAAAAAUUGUUGCAGAAUCAUAAUGAUGAGAAAUAUCUUGACAAUCUACACUCUCAACAGUUGUUCAAGGCAAAACGUCCAUGUACUGGUGAAAACGGAGCCUAUUUAGGUUGGAGGCGUAACAUGCUACUUGUGAAGGCUUCAAAUUCCGGAAAUAAUUUCAACCAUGUUCAAUCACUUGACACAUUUUGUUGUGGAAAUGGAAUAAAACUAUCUGUUAUGGAUGUGACAACAUCCGAAACGCUUAAGCCGGUACCAGAAACAUCAUUUCCGUCACCAUUUGCAUCCCCAUUGUUCAGCCCAUCAAGUCCACAUCUCUACAGUUGUGGUAUAAUGGCACAUUUAAGCCUUGAUGGAAAAAUUGGCCCUCAAGAAUCACCGACUGCAGCUAGACAGCUUUCGGUUCCUAUUCGCUUGUUGCAUGACAAGUUACAAAAUUCCCCACAUGUUGGAGUUGUUCAUUUGGCUCUUGAAAACGAUACAAAUGGAUCAAUAGUAAGCUGGCAAAAUGAUGUGUUCGUGGUUGCUGAACCGGGAGAACUUGCAGACAAAUUUCUGCAAGAUGUGAAAUGCAGCUUUCAGUCGAUGCUGAAAGGGCGUCGUAGGAGACACAUGUCACACAUUUCAAACAUAUCCACUGUUGCUGAUUUGGUAGCCUGUAGACCUUGCUUCCAGAUUGGGGUUGUUGUACAUCGCUACAUAGGUCGCCAGACUCAGGUGAAUGAAGAUGAUCGAGAAGUUGGGGCUUACAUGUUUCGCAGGACAGUUCCUUCUAUGCACUUGUCUCCUGCAGAUGUUCGUUGGAUGGUUGGUGGUUGGAGAGACAGGAUCAUAAUAUACAGCGGUUUAUACGGGCCAUUUCCAGCUCUAAUAAAGGCGUUUCUAGACUCAGGUGCUAAAGCAGUCAUAUGCCCUACAACAGAACCCAAAGAGAUGCAGACACAGUUAACAUCAUUCUACGGAUCUUGCGACUACUUGAGUGAAUUACAGAACGCUAAAUUCGAGAUUGGAGAGGAACCUGAAGACGAGGAUCUCGGAAUCACAACCCCUAGCAGCGAGUGGGAGAACAUGACUGAAAGAGACACUCCCUGUGCAGAUGGAGGAACCCUAAUUUGGGACGAUGAUGACGAAGAAGAACUCUCCAAGUUCAUAUGUGAGAUCUAUGAAUCGAUACAUCUGAGAGGAGAAAGAGUUGAUUUUGCUGUACGACAGGCGCUUGCGUCUCAUCGAUCGAUCAGGUACUCGUGUCAUCUUCCUCGUAUGCUCUGAUUCGAUCCUGUAAAAACUAUAAACCAUAUAGCCAUACCAGGAAGGCGGGAAAUUGGUAUGUUAAAUGAGAAAGAAACCGAAAUACGAAAAAGAAUAUUAUUUUAUUGUUUAUAUAUUUUAUAAGAACAGUUAAUAUAUUAUUUAUUUAUUGAAUGCAAUAAAAAUUCGAAAAAGGAUAUGGG
Messenger RNA from Helianthus annuus (common sunflower), 4403 nucleotides. Its product is annotated as phospholipase A I. Gene Ontology annotation, cellular component: membrane. The transcript is spliced from 18 exons. Gene Ontology annotation, molecular function: glycerophospholipase activity; protein binding. Lineage: Eukaryota; Viridiplantae; Streptophyta; Magnoliopsida; Asterales; Asteraceae. Gene Ontology annotation, biological process: fatty acid metabolic process. The record is from RefSeq and is a predicted model, not a curated record. Bases 286 to 4221 code for a protein of 1311 amino acids.